Pseudoliparis swirei is the source of this 705-nucleotide messenger RNA. It is a transcript of the gene tmem47, whose product is annotated as transmembrane protein 47. NCBI's taxonomy places the organism in Eukaryota, Metazoa, Chordata, Actinopteri, Perciformes, Liparidae. The coding region runs from base 1 to 549 and encodes 182 amino acids. The record is from RefSeq and is a predicted model, not a curated record. Gene Ontology annotation, biological process: cell-cell adhesion. The transcript is spliced from 3 exons. Gene Ontology annotation, cellular component: membrane; cell-cell junction.
AUGUCGUCCGCUGUCACCGAGACGGAGGAGUCUGCGCGCGGCUCCCCGCUGACGCCGCUGAAGCUCGUCGGGCUGCUGUGCGUCUUCCUGGCGCUGUGCCUGGACGCGGGAGCCGUGAUGAGUCCCGCGUGGGUGACCGCCGACGACCAGUACUACCUGUCCCUGUGGGAGUCCUGCUGGAAGCCCGCGAGCACCGAGGACUGGCAGUGCAGCAGCACGCUGGGUUCAGACUGGCAGGUUGCUACGCUGGCACUGUUGCUAGGGGGCGGAGCCCUGGUGCUGAUGUCGUUCCUGGUCGCUCUGGUUGCCGUGUGCAUCGGCACGAGACGCCGAUUCUACGCACCCGUCGCCUUCAUGCUCUUCGCCGCAGUUGUCCUCCAGGCCUGCAGCUUGGUCCUCUACCCCAUCAAGUUCAUCGAGAGCAUCAACCUGAGGAUCUACCACGAGUUCAACUGGGGCUACGGCCUGGCCUGGGGCGGGACCAUCUUCUCCUUCGGUGGGGGGAUCCUCUACUGCCUCAACCCCAAGAACUACGAGGAGUAUUACUAGAUGCCGAUUGAAGGUUAAAACCCGACACGCUGAAGUAUUCAAGGGUUUUGAUUCUUCUUCUUUUUUUUCUUUUCUUCCAACGGCUCAAUUCCCAAGAACUGUAAGGAAUGCUACACACUGUAUUUGAGCCAAUAAAUAUAUCGCCACAGGCUUCCU